This is a messenger RNA of Phacochoerus africanus (Common warthog), 1464 nucleotides long. Its product is annotated as butyrophilin-like protein 1. Bases 1 to 1464 code for a protein of 487 amino acids. The record is from RefSeq and is a predicted model, not a curated record. Gene Ontology annotation, biological process: regulation of cytokine production; T cell receptor signaling pathway. Gene Ontology annotation, cellular component: external side of plasma membrane. The transcript has 9 exons. Gene Ontology annotation, molecular function: signaling receptor binding. Lineage: Eukaryota; Metazoa; Chordata; Mammalia; Artiodactyla; Suidae.
AUGUUUGGGUCCCUACAAAAUGCAGUGUCCAAGUUUUCCGUGAAGGGACCAGCUCAGCCCAUCCUGGUCCUGCUGGGGGCAGAUGCCUCUCUGCCCUGCCAGCUGUUCCCUGAGCAGAGUGCAGCCCACAUGCAGAUCCGGUGGUACCGAGCUCAGUUCACCCCAGCUGUGCUUGUGUACCAGAAUGGGCAGGAACAAGGCGGGGAGCAAAUGCUGGAGUACCGUGGCAGGACAGAGCUGGUGCAGGACUCCAUUGGCAGAGGGACCGUGACCCUGCUGAUCCAACAGAUCCGCGCCUCUGACGAUGGCCAGUAUCGGUGUCAUUUUAAGGAGGGUUACAUCUCCCAAGAAGCCAUCGUGGAGCUGCAUGUUAUAGGCUUGGGUGCUGCCCCUCACGUUCACAUGAUGGGGCCCGAGGAUGACGGGAUCCGAGUUCUGUGCUCCUCAGGUGGCUGGUUCCCCAAACCCAGGGUGCAGUGGAGCGACAUGGCAGGAGCGAAGCUUCCUUCCCUUUCUGAGUCCCAGACCCAAGAUGGAGAUGGGCUCUUCCAUGUGGAUGCGUCUCUCGUGGUCACGGACAGCUCUCUGGGCAAUGUGACCUGCUCCUUCCAGAACCCCCUCUCUGGCCAGGAGAAAGUGUCAGCUCUCUUCCUCCCAGAGCCCUUCUUCCCCAGGACGUCACCAUGGAAAAGAGCCUUGGCUGGGACACUCCCUGUGCUGGUGCUUCUCCUCAUCGGGAUGAGCUACUUUGGCUGGAGAGAACAUAAAGCCAAAGAGCGAGAAGUCAUGGAAAGGAAGAAGGAAUCUCAGGAAAAAGAGGAGAUGAGCAGCAACAAGGAACGAGCACUUGCAGCCAGAGAGAAACUCAAGGCAGAGCUCGACCAGCGAAAGGCAUUAUACAAGGAAGAUUGGAAAAAGGCCCUGCUAUAUCCUGACUGGAGGAAGGAACUUUUCGAACCUGCUCUUAUAACUCUAAAUCAUGAAAACUCUUCUGAGGGCGAUUCUGACCCAGUGAGAGAAGAGAACUUCGGAAAGGAAGCACCUAGUGAUACACAAAGAGACUGCAACCUUAUCACACUUGAACAGGAAGCAUUCACUUCAGGGAGACAUUACUGGGAAGUGGACAUUAAGGACACUGAUGAAUGGACUCUAGGCAUUGAUGAGAUGCCCAUGCAGGGGGAGGGGGAAUGCAACAAUCUACCAAAGAAGUUCAGAGUCUUAGAGAAGAAGGGACCGGACUACAGGGCUCUCAUCUGUUCCAACCAAGACAUUUCCCGAGAAGAGCUUGACCAGAUUGAAAAGGAUCCACAAAAGAUUGUGAUUUUCUUGGAUUAUGAGGAUGGUGACAUUUCAUUCUAUAGCAUGACUGAUGGUGCCCACAUCUACUCCUUCACCCACUGUAACUUUUUUGGGAAAAUCUCUCCUUAUUUCAAGCUUAAAUCCUAUCUGCACCAAUUUAAGUGA